CGCCGGCGCCUGGCGGACGAACCGCGGCGGCCCGACAUCCUCUUCGUGCUCGUCGACGACGUCGGCUGGAACGACGUGCCGUACCACCGCCUCGACGACAAGAAGCGCGCGGCGGACCAGUACCCCGCGUCGGACAUGCCCGAGGUCGGGAAGCUCGCCCGGGCCGGCGUGCGCCUCGAGUGGUACUACACGAACUCGAUCUGCGCGCCGUCGCGGAGCGCGAUCCAGACGGGCCGCUACCCGAUGCGCUUCGGCGCGCAGCACUCGUGCUACAGCAUGGGCCAGGGCACGCACGUGCCCGAGACCGAGGAGUUCAUGGGCGACGCCUUCCGGCGCGUCGGCUACGAGACCUGGGCCUUCGGCAAG
Aureococcus anophagefferens is the source of this 366-nucleotide messenger RNA. RefSeq lists its product as hypothetical. The transcript has a single exon. The record is from RefSeq and is a predicted model, not a curated record. NCBI's taxonomy places the organism in Eukaryota, Pelagophyceae, Pelagomonadales, Pelagomonadaceae. The annotation marks the transcript as partial.